Molecule: messenger RNA, 1679 nt
Organism: Fragaria vesca subsp. vesca
Lineage: Eukaryota; Viridiplantae; Streptophyta; Magnoliopsida; Rosales; Rosaceae
Product: serine carboxypeptidase II-3-like
Exons: 8
Coding region: 1-1488 (495 amino acids)
Biological process (GO): proteolysis
Cellular component (GO): vacuole
Molecular function (GO): serine-type carboxypeptidase activity
Source: RefSeq, a predicted model, not a curated record
AUGAAGCUUUCAGUGUAUACGUGUUUUCUACUCAUCUCUAUCUGCCAAUUAUCCUUUCUAAGAACAUGCGACGCCAACCAAAUCGACAACCUCAACAAGCUGAUCAAGUCUCGCAAAUCUGCCAAUUCUCCUCAGGCUGAACUGUCUUGGGAAAACGAUUUCUUAGCAGAUGACCGCUUUCUUCCUGUUUACGUUGGAUCCCAAGCUGGUCUGAUGGGAGCUGAUGAGAUUGAUGCUUUGCCAGGCCAACCUGGAGAAGGAAUGGGUUUUAAACAAUAUGCAGGCUAUGUUUCAGUGGAGCCGAAAGCUGGGAGAGAGUUGUUCUACUACUUUGUAGAGUCACCCCACAACUCUUCAACAAAACCUCUGCUGCUUUGGUUAAAUGGAGGACCAGGAUGCUCAUCUUUUGGAUAUGGAGCCCUGGAAGAAUUAGGACCUUUUAGAGUCAACAGUGAUGGAAAGACACUGUUUCCUAAUGACUACGCUUGGAACAAUGUGGCAAAUAUUCUGUUUUUGGAGUCUCCAGCAGGAGUGGGGUUCUCAUACUCAAACACAAAGUCGGACUACGAAAGUGUGGGUGACAAGAGAACAGCCCUAGAUUCAUACACUUUUCUUGUGAAUUGGCUAGAUCGAUUUCCCCAGUACAAAACCAGGGACUUCUUCAUUGCCGGAGAAAGCUAUGCCGGUCACUAUGUACCUCAACUUGCUUACACCAUAGUAACAAAGAACAAAGUCACAAACCAAACGAAAAUCAAUCUCAAAGGCAUUGCGAUUGGAAAUGCUUGGAUUGAUGAUAAUCAUGGUGAAAUGGGUAUUUUUGAAUAUUUGUGGACACAUGCUUUGAAUUCUGAUGAAACCUACGAAGGCAUAAACAAAUAUUGUGACUUUGUAUCUGGAAAUUUCUCGAGCAAGUGUACAAAAUAUCUAAAUCAAGCAAGCGAUGAGCUUGGAGACGUUGAUAUAUACAACAUCUACGCUCCACUUUGCAAUCUGUCAUCCUCAUCAUCAGAUACCAUAUACAUUUCAGUUGGUUCUGCAGUAGUUAAUGGAUUUGAUCCAUGCUCAGACUAUUAUGUCUAUGCCUACCUAAAUCUUAAGGAGGUCCAAGCUGCUCUUCAUGUAAAACCUACAAAUUGGUCAGCUUGCAGUGGUGUUGGAUGGACAGACAGCCCACCAACAAUCCUACCCACAAUAAAGCAUCUCUUAGAGAGUGGAAUAACAGUAUGGAUAUACAGUGGAGACACUGAUGGAAGAGUACCAGUGACAUCAUCUAGAUACUCAUUACACAACCUAAGCUUACCCAUUCAGGCUCCAUGGAGGCCAUGGUAUUCAGAUAAAGAGGUUGGAGGAUAUGUUACUGGCUACAAAGGGGGGUUGGCAUUUGCUACUGUAAGAGGAGCUGGUCAUGAGGUUCCUAGUUAUCAACCAAAGCGAGCACUCACCAUGAUAUCAUCUUUCCUUCACGGAAAGCUUCCUCCUUCUUCAUAAUUAUUAACUAAUCUAAUAACACUUUCAUAUUUUAGAUAUCCUAUUCGAUAUGAAUCACUUCCAUUGGUGAAUAGAAACAAUCUUUGAUUCAGAGUUACAUGUCAUUUAGACAUGAACUACCGUAUCAUGCAAGUGUACGUUGAUUAACAUUCAGUAACAAUAAAUCUUAUCAAUAGUACUGUAAUUUUACC